CCUGUGCAGCAGCUGAGGAACUACGGAUUGGAUUUUGCCGAACAAAACCUUGAGCUAAAACCUCUCUCUCUCCCCCCCACCCCCAUUUCAAGUCAUCCCUUUUGGUUACUGCCUAGCAACAAUGAAGGAAGAGGGGUAAAUCCCAUUAUUAAAUGCAAGCCAACAGUUCCAGCUUCCAGCUCUUACUGCUUCGCCUGGCAUCAUCACUAGAAAUAUGGAUACUGAAGAGAGAACAGUGCACUGCAUUGUCCAACAAGGGAAACACCAAUUGUAAAAUCUUCAAUGCUUCCAUUGUCAGCAGCAGACAAUGCCGGUCAGAAUGGAAGCAAGAAAUGCUGCUUCUGUCUCUUGAAAGAUGACCAGAGAAAAAUCAAGACAAGCACACUGGUGAGCAGGGAAGGUAGGGGAGCAAGAAGCAUACAGAUGGACACACUGGAUACCGUGAAAAGCAGUCGUAGGCAGCAGGCUGCUAGGAGAGAGAUGUGCGCAUGGCCGAUAGCAUCUUUUUGGCUGAAAGGAUGGCAUGCCAAAACUACUUGCAGUGGGUAUAAUCCUCUCACCACAAAUGGCUUGACAAAGGAAGAUCUGGUGAUUUGCUAACAAUCUGUCUAUAACGGAAGGGGAAUACCAAGAAAUAGCAGUGGAUCUGAAAACAAAGCAUUUCCUUCAGUCAUUCUCACAUCCCAUUGCUGGAUACUUACAACAUGCUUCAGUGGAGGCGGCGGCAUUGCUGCUUUGCCAAGAUGACCUGGAAUACCAAGCGGUCACUGUUUCGCACACAUUUCAUUGGCCUACUCUCCCUUGUGUUCCUUUUUGCUAUAUUUCUGUUUUUUAAUCACCAUGACUGGCUGCCUGGCAGAGCUGGAUUUAAAGAAAACCCUGUGGCUUACACUACACGGGGAUUUAGAUCAAUGAGAAGUGAAACAAACCACAGCUCUUUGAGGACCAUUUGGAAGGAUGCAGUUCCUCAGACCCUCAGGCCACAAACUAUUAUUAAUUCCAACAAUACAGAACUCUCACCUCAAGGAGUUACUGGUUUAGAGAAUACACUGAGUGCCAAUGGGAGUAUUUACAAUGUGCGAGGCACUGGACAUCCAACUUCAUAUCACUUUAAGUAUGUUAUUAAUGAGCCUGAUAAAUGCCAGGAGAGAAGUCCAUUCCUGAUACUACUCAUAGCUGCAGAACCAGGUCAGGUGGAAGCUCGACAAGCUAUAAGACAAACCUGGGGAAAUGAGAGCUUGGCACCUGGGAUCCAAAUUGUUCGGAUUUUUUUGCUGGGUUUAAAUAUUAAGCUAAAUGGAUACCUUCAGCGAAACAUCCUGGAGGAAAGCAGGCAAUACCAUGACAUUAUCCAACAAGAAUACUUAGACACUUAUUACAACUUAACAAUCAAAACACUGAUGGGGAUGAAUUGGGUUGCCACCUACUGCCCCAAUGUCCCCUAUGUUAUGAAAACUGACAGUGACAUGUUUGUCAAUACAGAGUACUUAAUACAUAAGCUUUUGAAACCAGAAUUUCCUCUUCGGCACAAAUACUUUACAGGCUAUCUAAUGAGGGGGUAUGCACCCAAUCGGAACAAAGAUAGCAAGUGGUAUAUGCCACCUGAUCUAUAUCCAAGUGAACGCUACCCUGUAUUCUGCUCCGGGACAGGCUAUGUGUUUUCUGGAGAUUUAGCAGAAAAAAUUUUUAAGGUCUCAUUGAGUAUCAGACGUUUGCAUUUGGAGGAUGUAUAUGUGGGCAUCUGUCUUGCCAAGUUGCGAAUUGACCCCAUGCCCCCACCCAAUGAGUUUGUCUUCAAUCAUUGGCGGGUUUCUUAUUCCAGCUGUAAAUACAGUCACCUCAUUACCUCCCAUCAGUUCCAGCCUAGUGAACUGAUCAAAUACUGGAAUCAUUUACAACAGAAUAAGCACAAUGCCUGUGCCAACUCAGCAAAAGAAAAAACAGGCAAGUAUCGUCAUCGUAAACUGCACUAGAAGAGGCCCUCCCCUCCUAAAAGUAUGCCAUGUGCAAUUUGUAAAAAAAGAAAAGAAACAAGGCUGAAAGCAUGUACAGUUAAAAAAAAGUGCUUAAGAGGGACAAUAUUUAAGACCAAGCACUUAAUGAUGUUUGAAAAUUAUUUUUUUAAUUUAAAAGAAAAAACCUAACUCUUGAAAAUAAUAUGAUGGAAGUAUUAACCAAAAGGUUUUCAAAAUUGGGAGAAAAGAGAAAGAUGGUAUCAAGAUAUUUGUGUUAAUGUGCAAUAAUAAGCAUGCACAGUUUGGUGGUACAAUUGCUAUUUUAUGUGCCAAUAAAAUUAACUGCACAAAUAUUACAUAUUAAUUUUCUUUUUAAGAAAGGGACUUACUCCUAAUUUUUUCCAUCAAUGGCUUCUCAUUUUAGUAUUCAGAAUUGCAAUGAAAAACAUACAUGACAAUUUGGAAGAAAUCUUGCAUACAAAUUAGAUUCCUCCCGUUGGUCUGAGAGCCAUUUAACUGAAUACACAAAUUUUUCAUAUGUGAAUUUAGGGAUCAUCAAUGCUAACACCAGUUUUGAAGAGCCUGCCUUUUUCAAUAUAAAUUUAUAGUCUUGCUGUAAGAAAACUGGCAGACUGGGAUGCAAAAUUUCAUAUUGGUCAUAAUUUAGAUAAUUAAAAUACUUCAGAGAAGAAUUAGAUUUUAAGACAAAACCUGGCACUACUAAAAGAACCACUGAUAUGCUGUCAUGUGCCAACAUGUCAUGCCAUCUGGGCAGUGUUCAUACCUGACAUUUUACUGUCUUCCCCAUACUCCUGCUGUUCUCAAUGGCUGGCUGUAAUAUUCUGUUUUAAAAACUUUCAGAAGGUUUUGAGAUUUACGUAUUUCAACUAAUAACUGAAUAUGAUGUGCAACUAUGGUAACCCUAAGAGUAACGGCCACACUUAAGUAUAUGCUUCACACUUGUUACAAAGAACUGUACAAGAGCUUUUCUGUGUACUAGAUGACAAGUGGAUGAAAAAAAACAUGAUUACCUCGCUAUUCUUUAUUUCAUUAGAGUAGUCAUGUUCUCAAGAGACAAACAAGAAAACAGAGUCAAUGUUCUUAAAUGAAUUACAAGGUAGAAGUGCACAAUACCAUUUUAACAUAUCUACUGUAUAUGAUUGACCAUAAGAAACACUAAUAUUCAAAACACCCCUGCUGUCUUAUUUCAACUCACUAAAAUUCUUUGGACUUAAAAUAACUGAAUUG
Molecule: messenger RNA, 3203 nt
Organism: Rhineura floridana
Lineage: Eukaryota; Metazoa; Chordata; Lepidosauria; Squamata; Rhineuridae
Gene: B3GALT2
Product: beta-1,3-galactosyltransferase 2
Exons: 2
Coding region: 705-1973 (422 amino acids)
Cellular component (GO): membrane
Molecular function (GO): N-acetyl-beta-D-glucosaminide beta-(1,3)-galactosyltransferase activity
Source: RefSeq, a predicted model, not a curated record